GUGGCAGAUUUGAGUUACAAAAUUUAAGUGGAAAGAAAUUCUACUGUAAUUGUUGGUUUUUGUGCCACACUUUCUCUGCUCACUCCAUCCAAAUUAUUUUGGGACACUAAAUUAGGCAUUUAUCUUGCAGACUCACACUGAACUGUCUGACAGAUAAGCAGUGACAGUUGGAGGAGAAGAAUCCCUGCUGGGACUUUGGUUCAAGUGCAUCUGGUCUUCGGUAACGUUUCUCCUGUGUGGAGUUUCCAGGCUUUAUUGCAUUGAAGCGUAUUGAUAUGUGGGCAUAAACAGCCAGUAAAAUGAGUGGAGAAAACAAACUUUUCGGAGUCACUGUGGACGGCUCCGGGUCAGGAAUCUCUGCUAAAGGAACUGCAGAUGGAAAUAUUGCUGCGAAAACUGGCUUGCAAGCAGAUAAUAAAAUUGUUGCAGCCACUAUAAACCUCACAGAUCUUUCUGAAGAUGAAGUGGAGAACAUCAUGAAGGUCCUCAAGCCUUAUGAAAGCAACAUGAAGGUUCUGACCAAGAAGGACUUAGGUGCCUCUGCUGACCUGGAUGCAUUGGGAUUGGGUCUAAAAAACUCUGCUGGGGUGUUGUUCGACAAGGAUCUUUCACUUGACGCAUCAGCUAAAGCACCAACUGUGUCUCUUGAUGGCCUGACUGGAAAGCUCAAAGGUGGGACAGGGGGUGAAAUAAAUGGUCCUACUUUCAAUGGAACCCUUCCAAAGCUUGGCCUGAAAACCCCAUCUGGUGAUGGUGGCGCUUCAGUCACUGUCCCUUCCGCAGAUCUAAAAGCAGAUCUAGGUAGUAAUAUCAGUGCACCCAAUGUCAGCGUCCAUACUCCCAAAAUGAAUGCACCAAAAGCGGCACUCAAUCUUAACGUGCCAAAUUUACAGACGGAACCCAUGAACGGCAAGGCCCCAACAUUUAAAAUGCCAAAGUUCGAUCUUCCUCAGUUUGACCCGCCAGAACCAGACUUGGAUGCUAAUCUAGAUCUGCCUACCGUCAGUACAAAUGUAAAGACACCAAAUCUCAACAUGUCUGCUCCAAAGAUGGAUGUCAAAAGUCCUGAUUUGAAUCUGAAUGGGCCAAAGGUUGAAGUGAAAGUUCCUGAUGUAAAUGUAGAAGCACCUAAUGCUGACAUUAAGACACCUGGAGGAAAAGUUAACUGGCCACAUUUGAAAUGGAAAAAUCAGAAGGUCAAAGGAGCAGACGCUGACAUUAAUUGUGACCUUUCAGCACCUGAUGUCAGUCUUACUGGACCAAAGGUAAAUGGGGAACUAGGUGCACCAGAUGUUGACAUUAACCUGCCAAAAGCUGACCUCAAAGGGCCAGAUGUAGAUCUUCAAACCCCUGAUCUAGACAUCAAUUCUCCAUCUGCCAAAAUAAACUGGCCCCAUUUGAAGUGGAAGAAACCAAAGCUUCAUGGCUCCAAACCUGACCUCAGCAUGGAUGCGGACAUCAAUGCACCAAAUGCUGAUGUUUCUGUGCCAAAAAUAGAAGGUAAAAUCAACACUCCAGAUGCUGACAUUAACUUGCCAAAGGCAGAAUUUAAAGGUGCUGAUCUGGAAGUGGAAACCCCCAAUGUAAAUGCAGAAGCUCCUUCCGGGAAAAUCAACUGGCCUCAUUUGAAAUGGAAAAAGCCAAAAUUACAUAACCCAAAAGGAAGCUUUGACAUAAAUGAAGAUCUUGAUGCACCAGAAUUAAAUCUCACAGCUCCAAAGGUGGAAGGUGCCGUUAACUUGCCCAACGCCGAGUUGAAUCUACCAAAUGCUGAAGUCAAGACUCCGGAUUUGGAUGUUAACGGACCUGAUCUUGAGGUCAACGCUCCCUCUGGGAAAAUUAACUGGCCUCAUAUGAAGUUGAAAAAGCCCAAAGUGCAUGGACCAAAAGUUGACGUAGAUCCAAAUUUGACCACACCAGAUGUUGAUCUCUCAGCCCCAAAAAUUGAAGGUGAAGUAAAUGUUCCUGAUGUUGAUGUUAAAUUGCCAAAGGCAGAAAUUGGCACUCCAAAAGUUGAUUUGGAAGCGCCCUCAGGUAAACACAAAUGGUUUACCUUUAAGAAACAGAAGACCGGCUCACUGAACAGCCCAACACUUGACAUUGAUGCAGAUGUGAAAGUUCCUGAUGUAGACGUCCAAGGACCUGAUGUGAAUUUGAAAGCACCAGAUGUAAAUCUCUCAGGCCCAAAACUUGGAGGUGAAGUAAAUGUUCCUGAUGUUGAUGUCAAAUUGCCAAAGGCAGAAAUUGGCACACCAAAAGUUGAUUUGGAAGCGCCCUCAGGUAAACACAAAUGGUUUACCUUAAAGAAACAGAAGACCGGCUCACUGAACAGCCCAACACUUGACAUUGAUGCAGAUGUGAAAGUUCCUGAUGUAGACGUCCACAGACCUGAUGUGAAUUUGAAAGCACCAGAUAUAAAUCUCUCUGCACCAAAAGUUAAAGGCGAAGUUGAGGCUCCAAACGUCAAAAUCAACAUGCCAAAUGCUGACAUCAAAAGUCCAGAUGUGGAUCUUAAAGGUCUAGAUGCAAACAUUGAGCCACCUGAUGCUAAAAUCAAGUCACCCAAAUUAAAACUUCCAAAAUUCAAGAGUAAAAAACCUAAAGCUCCUGAGCUGAAUGUUGAUCCAAUAGCACCAGAAAUUAGCGCCAAUGUUGACUUGCCCAAAGCAAAUAUAAAUUCACCAAAUGUGGAUCUAAAAGCCCCAGACGUCUCUCUGUCUGCUCCAAAAAUAAAAGGUGAUGUCAAUGCUCCAGAUAUUGACAUUAAACUACCAAAAGCUGACCUCAACGGCCCUGAUGUUGACAUUCAAGCUCCUGAAGUUGAAACUGGAAAAGUCAAGUUCCCUAAAAUUAAAUUUCCAAAGUUUGGUGGGUCUGGACCAAAAGUGAAGGGACCAGAAGUGGAUUCCAAUUUCGCACCUCCAGAUCUUGACUUGUCACUUCCUGAUGUGACUGCAAAACUCCCUGAAGCAAGUGUAACAGCUCCUGACAUUGAUGCCAAAGUGAACCUCCCCAGAGCAGAAAUAAAUCCACCUAAGGUGGAUUUAAAAACCCCAGACGUCUCUCUGUCUGCUCCAAAAAUAAAAGGUGAUGUCAAUGCUCCAGAUGUUGACAUUAAACUACCAAAAGCUGACCUCAACGGCCCUGAUGUUGACAUUCAAGCUCCUGAAGUUGAAACUGGAAAAGUCAAGUUCCCUAAAAUUAAAUUUCCAAAGUUUGGUGGCUCUGGACCAAAAGUGAAGGGACCAGAAGUUGAUGCCAAUAUUACACCUCCAGAUCUUGACUUGUCACUUGCUGAUGUGACUGCUAAACUCCCUGAAGCAAGUAUAACAGCUCCUGACAUUGAUGCCAAAGUGGACCUACCCAAAGCAGAUAUAAAUGCACCAAAGGUGGAUUUGAGAACCCCAGACGUCUCUCUGUCUGCUCCAAAAAUAAAAGCUGACCUCAAUGGCCCUGAUGUUGACAUUCAAGCUCCUGAAGUUGAAACUGGAAAAGUCAAGUUCCCUAAAAUUAAAUUUCCAAAGUUUGGUGGCUCUGGACCAAAAGUGAAGGGACCAGAAGUUGAUGCCAAUUUCGCACCUCCAGAUCUUGACUUGUCACUUGCUGAUGUGACUGCUAAACUCCCUGAAGCAAGUGUAACGGCCCCUAACAUUGAUGCCAAAGUGGACCUCCCCAGAGCAGAUAUAAAUGCACCUAAGGUGGAUUUGAAAACCCCAGACGUCUCUCUGUCUGCUCCAAAAAUAAAAGGUGAAGUCAAUGCUCCAGAUGUUGACAUUAAACUACCAAAAGCUGACCUCAACGGCCCUGAUGUUGAAAUUCAAGCUCCUGAAGCUGAUAUGGGAAAAAUCAAGUUCCCUAAAAUUAAAUUUCCAAAGUUUGGUGGGUCUGACCUAUCCCAGCCUGGAGUUGAUGCUAAGCUCCCUCAAGCAGACAUAACAGCACCUGAUGUGAGUUUCACAACUCCAAACUUAAACUUUUCACCUCCAAAAAUGAAAGGUGAUGUCAAUCCUCCAAACCUAAAUGUGGGUGCUGAUCUCAAAGGAGGUGCUACUUUGAGUACUCCAGCCUUGGAUCUGAAAAAUGCUGACCUUAACCUGAAAGCACCCAACCUAGACCUGUCUUCUCCAAAUAUUGCUGGGAAUCUCUCUGCACCAAGCAUAGGAGCUAAAAUACCAAAAACGGAACUGAAAGCUCCUGAUGUCACAGUGAAGGCUCCAAAUGCAGACAUUAGCCUACCCAAGGCAGACCUCCAAGGACCUGAGGCACAUUUAAAGAAGCCAGAACUUGAAGUAGAUGCUAGUCUUGGGGACUUUAAACUGCCUCAUUUCAACCAUCCAAAUCUUGAUCUUUCAAUUCCCAAAGUCCAUGCAUCGGGUGAUGCUAAACUGGAAACACCCAAGGUCAGUGUGGAAACUCCUAUAGCAGAUUCUAACAUUUCUGAUCCUGCAAUUGAGUUGGGCGCACCAAAGUUCAAUGGAGCCAAGGUGGACACAGAAUUUCCAAAUGUAGAUGUCAAUGUUGAAAAAUCUAAACCCCCCCAUUUUAGCUUUCCAAAAUUAAGCUUGUUUGGUUCAAAAACAAAAUCCCCAGAAAUGGAUGCCAGUGCAGACCUUGAAAAUGAAGAUGAAGACCUUGAAAAUGAAGAUGAAGACCCUGAAACUGAGGCUUCAGCUACUGAGACAGCGAUUCCAAUGUUCAAACUUCACAACUUGCCACGAAAUACCCUGAGUUCCAUUGGGGAAAUGUUUCAAACUUCCCUAUUAAAAGCUGACACAGAGGAAAAGGAAUAUGUUGUCAGCAAAGGGAUCCGACUGCCAAUAGUGAAUGCAACAGCAAAACCUGGAGAAAAGAUUAAUGUCAUGGAAAUGUUGAAACUGUCAAAAGAAAAACGCAAUGCCUCACAGACUGAUGGGAAAACUGAUGCUGAUCUGAAGGUUACCGCCCCAGAUCUUGAUAUCAAUGCCUCAACAGACACAAAGGAUACCCCUCUGGUGAGAGGAGGUACUUUUAAAGUAGACAAACCAGAAUCUGGCCUGGGUCUGACGGCUCCAGAAAUUUCGACAUCAAAAAAGCUGGAGCUGAGCCUCUCAAACAUGCUUGGUCUGAAUGUCGGAGAUUCAGAUGAGAAAUGAUAUGAGGCAUAGUGGUGCAGAAAAAAAUGAGUCCUGUAACACUGUACAUAAAUGUAAUUAGAGCAAGUCCACAUAUUUGUCCUAGUGAAGGUAGCUACAGAUCAUCUGCAGUGUCCAGAUAGUGUAAAGAUGGCAGAAUGGGCAAACCGUUUUAUUUUAUAGGCUAUGUGAAUAAUCCUGUUAUUUAUACAAGCUUCUUUUCUAAGCAAGUGUUGAUUUUACUUAUGAAACAUCCAAACAGAAGAAAUAAGCCGUCUCAUUCCCUUAGUAGUAUAUUGCCUUUCUUUUAACAUUUUAAUGAGUGAAUUGUGAGAGUGAACAUAUUUGUAAAUUUAUUCUUCAAUAAAUCAGUUUAAUUCUGA
Molecule: messenger RNA, 5494 nt
Organism: Oryzias latipes (Japanese medaka)
Lineage: Eukaryota; Metazoa; Chordata; Actinopteri; Beloniformes; Adrianichthyidae
Biological process (GO): regulation of RNA splicing
Cellular component (GO): nucleus; cytoplasm; costamere
Source: RefSeq, a predicted model, not a curated record